This is a messenger RNA of Aspergillus neoniger CBS 115656, 981 nucleotides long. RefSeq lists its product as uncharacterized. Bases 1 to 981 code for a protein of 326 amino acids. NCBI's taxonomy places the organism in Eukaryota, Fungi, Ascomycota, Eurotiomycetes, Eurotiales, Aspergillaceae. The transcript is spliced from 3 exons. The record is from RefSeq and is a predicted model, not a curated record.
AUGUGGUUCAACCUUACCACUAAUCAGAAGGCCUUUGCUUUGGCUUCUUUGCUCCUAACGCCCGGUGCCUUAGCAGCUGCUAUACCGCCAAGCGAAAUCAACUCGGAGUUGACGACACCCUCAUUUGUUGCUAAUGUUCCGACGAACACACACGUCCCUACAACUGGAGCGGAUGGAAGCCUAACCUCCGACCCAAAUGUAGGUGUGACCUGUCGGACCUGCCAUGAAGACGGUACCCCGAAGAGCAUCUGGGAAAUUAUUGCUUCCCAGCCAAAUGCUGCUCCUAGAUCCGUUGACAGGGACCCUUUCCUGACCGAGCGAGACGACGAUGCGGAAUCUAUCACUGGCCCCCACGGGUACCAGCCUUCCACCUCUGUUGACGAAGCCUCGUCCCUGACAGAGCGGGACAACAUUGAUGCGAAUGAAAUUACUUCCGAAUUUAAAGAGGAGGACACCCUAAGCGGACCUACAGAUGAUGAAGUUGCUCCAUCCAAGACUACACGCCAGCCGACGACCGAGGUGAAACGGGCUGCAAAAGUCACCGAGGAUGCCAAAUACAAGAAGCUCAAGGAAGCCCUCGGGAAAACACCAGAAGUUGGCCAGGGCUAUGCCAUCAAAAUCAGGAGUGAACGAGCUCGAGUCGCCGGCAAGAAGGUCCCCGAUCAUUACCUGAUAGCUGCAGGCUAUGUGACCGAGCAAAAAGAAGGUGGCGUCACCUAUCUCAGGUUUUCCUCGGGAUGCUGGGACAUUCAGCUCGAGGGCAAGAAGAUUGUGUUCACGGACCGUGGUGCCAGCAGCUGGUAUGAUUGGAGCGAGACUAAAAUGGAGGUGCUCGGUAAGAUUAGGUCGGGCGUGGAUAACACGGAGAUCGAGAGAUAUGGGGAACAGAUUGCCGCCAAGAUGAAUAAGAAGGGAUAUAACACCCUUUUUAACAAUUGUCGGGAUUUUGUGCUUAAAUUGUACGCUGAGAUCAAGGCUUGA